Messenger RNA from Moneuplotes crassus, 1429 nucleotides. The record is from the annotation of a GenBank genome assembly. NCBI's taxonomy places the organism in Eukaryota, Ciliophora, Spirotrichea, Euplotida, Euplotidae.
AUGGAGAAAGGAAACGAUUUUGAAAUAGAGACAAAGAUCAAACUCAUUAAUCGCUCAGUAUCGGACGAUCAGGAUUUUAUUACCUCUCCACAAAUUCAGAUAUACUUACUAGUGAACCCACGAAGUGGGAGUAGGGAAGGAAGAUCUUACACAAUUUUAGAAAAGGACUGAUACCAAUACGAGCUUGAUAAUGGAGAUACAUGAGAACUUAACAUCAUCAACAUUUUGCUAAAAGAUUCAAUGGAAGAUUUCAAAUAAAUCAGUUCUGGAAAAAUCUCGCCUCCUAAAUUUUGAAGAUGAGCCUCAGACUCUUAAAAAGAUAAUAACUGUGAUAGCUGGAGGAGACGGAUCAUUUAUGAACAUUCUCAAAGAAAUGGAAGAUUAUGGAGUGAUUCUUGACAAUGUUAUUUUUACUCAAUUCCCCUUCGGGACUGCAAAUGAUCUAGCACGAGCAUUUAGCUGGGGAGCUACUCCAUCUCAGAGAAUGAAAACAGAUCUUAGAUAUCUUUGUAACUUGCUUAACUCUGCUAAAGAAACUGGAUUUGAUAUUUGGGAAAUAAAUAUUCAUGCUGAUGAAGUUAAUGGAGAUGUAGAAAGUGUUGAUGGAAAUGAGCUCAUCUCCCAUCAAAUGCAUCAUUUCACUAAGCUCAUGUGCCAUAGCUUUUCAUUUGGGCUAGAUGCAAGGAUAGGCCUUAACUUUGAGAGAAGAAGAACAAGAAGCAGAUGAUGAAAUAACAUUAGAUAUGCUCUUGAGGGAAUGAAAAGAGUUUUCUGAUGUUGAUUUUAUCAAAGAACUCUUAGGAUUAGAGAAAUCUUGACAAAAUUCUCUCAAAAUCCCCCAGAAGAUGACUCUCAAGAGUUCGAGUCAAUUCAGAGUGAUGACUUGGAAGAGAAUGCAUCUGAUAAAAUGAUGACAAGGCAAGUAAAGCUAGACAAUAAAGAAUUUACAAUCGGCUCUCAUAGAGAUGAAGAAAACACUUAUUACAUUAGAGGGAACCCUGUGUCUCUAUAUUGAACGAAUAUUGCUAUCUUAAUGGGAGGUAGGAACAAUAUAUGGGAAGGAGGCAGAAAUAGAAGUGGAAUCACAGAUAAAUCAGGCAGGCCAAUUGAUCCAAGAGUUUUUAACAAUUCAGUGGCAUACAAUGAUGGAAAAUUAGAAUUUACUACAUUCUCUUCAAUGUUUCAUCUGAUUUUCCAAAAAUCUAGAAGAGUCAUGCAAGCUGGGGGACCUUUCGUUUUUGAAUUCGAAGAGUACAAGAAAGAUGAAAUAGAAGAAAAUAAAAAUGACUCUGAGCCUCAGAAAACUUACAUAAACAUCGAUGGAGAAUUCUAUCGUAUAUCUGAUAUCAGAAAGCUUACUAUAUCAAGAUACUUCAAAGAAAAGCAGCUCAGGAUCCUGGUUAAUGAGAACGACUCAGGCUCUAGCUAA